CAGGAGAAGAAAAAAGAAAUACAAGCAUAUAUUCAAAAAAGAGCAGAACAAAUUGUAAAUGAGCAAAAGAAAAUGCUAACCAGCUUUCUAAAAUGGCCAUUUCACAAAGUAGUCCUGGAUAGAGUACUAGCACAAAAUCAAGACCAAGAAAUAUUAUUAAAUGAUCCUGUAGAAAUUUUGAAAGAAGUGCAAGCCCACCUCCAAAAGCAAUUCAUAAGCAAAAAAAAUAGCCAUAUGGAGGCUGAGAAACUUUGGUCUGAUGAGUACCAACCCAAAGGAAGAAUCCAAGAGUCCUGGUUUGAUCUG
This is a messenger RNA of Dentiscutata heterogama, 306 nucleotides long. The record is from the annotation of a GenBank genome assembly. Lineage: Eukaryota; Fungi; Glomeromycota; Glomeromycetes; Diversisporales; Gigasporaceae.